AUGCUACGUGGGAGCCCAAACGGGGAGGAUAGGGGAGCUUUAAAAAUGGAAGAAAAGUUAGAAGUUGAAUCUUUAUUAAAUUUUAUCCCUUCGAAGGUUAAGUUCAAAGGUCAAAUACGAAGGGAGUCGGACAUAAUGGAAAAACAAAAAAAAAAGGUUCCCUUAACCUCUUGGCACACCUGGAAUUCAAAAAACGUUUCGAUGAGUAAAAUAAGCCAGAACUCUAAGGUUCACACUCGCGAAAGUGGAAAUCCCACCUGA
Molecule: messenger RNA, 261 nt
Organism: Pediculus humanus corporis (human body louse)
Lineage: Eukaryota; Metazoa; Arthropoda; Insecta; Psocodea; Pediculidae
Exons: 4
Coding region: 1-261 (86 amino acids)
Source: RefSeq, a predicted model, not a curated record